AUGCACACGGUGGCUGAGAAGCAGACGUCGCCGGCCAGGCAGGCAGUCACCCUUGGCGUAGGGUCCAAUCACGAUGUCAAGUCAUGGACCUACGUGAUUCUCCUCAUGUUACAACACUCUCUUCAGUCACAGCCGUCAUCAAACCCCGACAGAUAUGAGCCAUUGUCUGGCAUUGUGGUGAUUGAAGUAGCCAAAUUCAUCAUCUCCCUACUGGUGAUUGUACAGUCAGAAACAACCGCCUCCAUUCGGAGUGUUGCUCAGGGCACAGUCCUCAACUUCUCUAAUGAUGCCACUGCCGCAGCACUGCUCUUCACUGCCGCGACGAUUCUUCAAAGUGUAGGCGCACACUAUCUUGACUUAAUUCCAUAUCUUGUCUUGUCCCAGCUCAAGACCAUCGUCACACCUCUGUUUGCACGAAUCAUCCUGCACCAGAGGUACCCGCUCCGAAACUGGCUGUUCAUCGCCAUGAUGGUGCUGGGCAUUGUGCUUGCUCAACUGGGCGCUGGCUCGGCCAAGACUAGUACUCAGGGCUUCAGAACCCAAGCCAUGGCCCGCGGAGCCAUUGCCAUGAUUCUGGCGGGGAUUUGUGUGGCACUAGGAAGUUUGAGUAUUGAGAGAACACUGAAAAAGUCGGGCCUGCUUUUCCACUGUAACGCCCAAUUAGCUGCGUACAGCUCCUCCUUUGCAAUGCUCUACUUUUGCUGGCAGACCAAGUUCGACUUUGAUCACUUCUUCCGGGGGUUUGACGCUUUGGCUUGGAUCUAUAUCGGGCUGCAGGUCUCGGGGGGUUUCAUCGUGGCCAAGUGUGUGCAGAUGACCAGCACGGUUACGAAAAACUACGCCCAGGGAUUGGGGUUUGCUUUGGCUGUCUUCACUCCUCCGUUGGUUGCGGGUCAACAUAUUUCUUUCCAGCUGCUGAUCGGCGUUGGGUUGAUUCUCGCUUCGGUACUUGGAUCCUCGGCAUCUAACCAAAGAAAACCCGCGACAGAAGAAGUGCCGUCUGAAAAGAGCUCUCUACAAGAGCAUGUUUAA
This is a messenger RNA of Penicillium diatomitis, 1032 nucleotides long. RefSeq lists its product as uncharacterized. The record is from RefSeq and is a predicted model, not a curated record. Lineage: Eukaryota; Fungi; Ascomycota; Eurotiomycetes; Eurotiales; Aspergillaceae. Bases 1 to 1032 code for a protein of 343 amino acids. Gene Ontology annotation, biological process: pyrimidine nucleotide-sugar transmembrane transport. Gene Ontology annotation, molecular function: UDP-galactose transmembrane transporter activity. The transcript has 3 exons. Gene Ontology annotation, cellular component: Golgi membrane.